Danaus plexippus (monarch butterfly) is the source of this 1543-nucleotide messenger RNA. RefSeq names its product enolase-like. Gene Ontology annotation, cellular component: phosphopyruvate hydratase complex. Bases 128 to 1429 code for a protein of 433 amino acids. The record is from RefSeq and is a predicted model, not a curated record. The transcript has a single exon. Gene Ontology annotation, molecular function: phosphopyruvate hydratase activity; magnesium ion binding. Gene Ontology annotation, biological process: glycolytic process. Lineage: Eukaryota; Metazoa; Arthropoda; Insecta; Lepidoptera; Nymphalidae.
ACAAUUAAAAUUUUAUGAAGAUUUAUUGUUUCUUGACAAUAAAUUAUUAAAAUUUUGUUGAUAUAUUAUAUUAUUUAGUUUUGUAGUGCCUUUUUAUUAUAAUUAUUAUAUAUUUUUCUAAUUUAUCAUGCCAAUAAAAAUUUUACUAGCCCGACAAAUUUACGAUGCAACCGGCAUACCGACAGUGGAAGUGGAUAUGGUGACUGAACUGGGACUUUUCCGGGUCGGAGUCCCGUCAACGGAUGAAAAGAAAAUAGCUGAAGCUGUUCAACUACGUGAUAACAACCCUGCUGAAUAUAAUGGAAUGGGUGUAUUGAACGCAGUUAAAAACAUUAACACUAUAAUUGCUCCUGAGCUUAUAAAACAAAACCUUGAAGUGACCUUGCAAAAAGAAAUAGACCAAUUCAUGAUUGCUCUAGAUGGAACAGAAAAUAAGUCAAGACUUGGUGCAAAUGCAAUUAUGUGCGUGUCUUUAGUAGUCGCGAAAGCUGGCGCAGCCAAGAAAGGAGUUCCUCUAUAUAGACAUAUUUCUGACAUGGCUGGUGUAGCAAGUAUCAUAUUACCAGUUCCGCAUUUUACUAUUUUGACGGGCGGUGUAUUAAGUUGCAACGGAUUACCAUUUCAAGAGUACUGUAUUAUGCCUACAGGGGCUUCAUCUUUCACUGAAGCGAUGCGAAUUGGAACUGAAAUUUAUCAAUACGUGAAAAAGAUAGUAACUGCAAAAUAUGGAGUUGAAGCCUCAUACGUAAGUGACUCAGGUGGUUUUGCAGUACCAUUAGAAAGUCAUAGGGAUGCAUUGGUUUUGCUUACGGACGCGAUUAAGCAGUGUGGCUAUUUUGGUAAAGCAGAGAUUUCUAUUAAUGCUGCUGCUACCGAUCUUUUUAAGGACGGAGCAUAUGAUCUUGAGUUCAAAAAUCCCAACUCAAAUCCCCAAGAUUAUAUGUCAUCAGACAAACUUGCUGAAGUAUAUUUAGAUAACAUAAAAGAGUUCCCCGUCAUUUCAGUGGAAGACGCUUUUGAAUUUGACGAUUGGGCAGCUUGGUCUACUUUGACUGCGCGCACCCAAAAUCAGCUCUUUGGUAAUGAUUUGACUCAGACUAACUUGAGAAGAGUUGGUCUUGCGGUAGAAAAAAAAGCGGGAAAUGCUAUAGGUCUUAGACUAAACCAAGCGGGCACUCUAACUGAGGUAAUUGAAGCCUACAAGUUAUUAAAGACAAAUGGAUUUGGCAUAGUCGUAUGUGACAGAUGGAGAGAUACGGAUGAUUUAUUCUUAGCAGAUUUAGUAGUAGGUUUGUCAGCAGGUCAGGUAAAAUGUGGUGCACCAGCACGAUGCGAACGUAUAGGAAAAUAUAAUCAAAUAAUAAGAAUUGAAGAAGAAUUAGGUGCAUUGUCCAAAUAUGCUGGAAAAAAUUUUCGUGGCCAAAUGUAGUUUUCUCCAAACCUUUACAUUGUUCGUAUUUUUUUUUUCUUAUAAUAUAUUAAAAUAAUAAAAAAAUAUUUUUUAUAAACGUAUUAGAAAUCCUUCGAAAUACAUUUAUUAUUU